This is a messenger RNA of Astyanax mexicanus (Mexican tetra), 5365 nucleotides long. RefSeq lists its product as uncharacterized. Lineage: Eukaryota; Metazoa; Chordata; Actinopteri; Characiformes; Acestrorhamphidae. The record is from RefSeq and is a predicted model, not a curated record. The transcript has 10 exons. Bases 93 to 1424 code for a protein of 443 amino acids.
AGCCCAGUUGGAAAAGAAAGAGUCCAUCCAGUAAAGUACAGUAAAGUUGAGGAUUAAACAAUUGAGGAUUUCAGAUCACAUAUAAACAGAAAAUGUGGAGAUUUUUGAUUCUUCUCUGCACUGCAUUUUUGGCAGAGUCACAAAAAAUGGAGUAUUUGCAGAUGCUCUUUGGAGAACAGUUGAGCAUCAAGCUGCCGACAACGGAAUCACUGGAGUUUACAUCUGUGGAUGAAUCUGAGAAGUACACUGUCUGGGCCUUCAAUUUGUUCGGCAAACGGGGAUCAAUAAAAGGAUCCAAAUCUAAUAGGCGAUUUGUGAUAAGACAUGUCUGUUUUGAAGAUCAGGGAACCUACAUACGGAGGAACAUAUUCAAGACAAUUGACUACAUCGCCAAGGUUAAGGUUUUUCCUAAAAGAACUUCCUGGGUUUGUGUGCGGGGUGACUCAUGCAGCAUUUCACUGAACGGCGUUGAGAAGGAAAAAGCCAGUCUGAGAUUCUCCAAUGAAAAUGUGUCCCUCAUGCUGGUGGUUCGAGGCUCACCUGUGACGAAUCUUCCUGACUAUGCUGAUCGGAUCAAAGUGACCAGCAGCAGUAUCCAGUUGCUCAAUUUCAAUGUUUCAGAUGAGGGCAACUACACACUUUAUGAGGGUCAAGAUCGUAAGGCUGUAACCACCAGGCUGUACUUCUCAGAGCCUCAUGAUGGCAUCGAUGCAAGCCCUCUUCUCUCUCUUUUGCUGCUGCUGGGCAUACCAGUUGGAAUUUGCUGUUGCUGCAGAAAGAGACUCAGAAAGAAAAAUCAGGCCACUGCUAUGACUACAAUCCAGUCUCACAGCACCCUUUCCCCUUCUGGACCACCACCUGAUUACAGCAACCAUGUGGAUCCUGCUGGCCCAGUCCCGACAUACGCUCCUGGCUAUCCUGCUCCAGGUGAGAGUCAAGAUCAUCCUCCUCCUGAUCCUCCAUAUGCUGUACCUGUGCAGCCACAGUAUGGUGGGGAACCAGCCAUGCCUCCUCAGGGCCCUGCGUCUGCAUAUCCCCCUGCUCAGCCUUCCUAUUGGACCGGCCCUCAAUAUAACCCCGCUGCUCCUGCUAUGUACACUCCUGGCUAUCCUGCUCCAGCUGACAGUCAGAUUCAUCCUCCUCCUCCUCAUAACCCAUAUCCUCCACUGCCACAGUAUGGUGGGCAACCUGCCUUGCCCCCUAACCCUGGCUUUACUCCAGUGAUGUAUAAUGUCCCUGCUGGCUCUGAGACAGGGGGAAAUAAAGAGGGAUUAAAGAUGAGUGAACUGUCUCCUGCUGCUUCUCUACUUGGGCCAACUCAGACUGAGGUGGGCUUGCCUCCUGCACCCUAUACUGGCACGGAUGUCCUCAACUCCAAUAGCUCUGCUGUCCAGUUCAACAGAACCAACCACAAUUUCCUGUAGUUUUUCCAGUCUCUGCUCUACCUCACAGAGUUCUCACCAAAAAGAUGAGAACUCAGGACAGAUUUUACAGUUUUUAUAAACUUUUUACGAACGCCUCACAAAUCAGUACAUUGUCUGCUCAGGAAAACAGCCUCCCACUCAUGUUUUGUUAAGGGGAGCUCAUUUAAACAGGCAUUUGAAUAUGAGUAAUUUUUGACUCACAUUAUUAAUAGAAUAGAAAGUCCUCUGAAAGAUGAGCUCAUGGAACAUGGGCUACAUUUAUCUAAUAAUGAGUAAAACUCUUUAGUCUUUAGAGCUGCCUUAGACUAAAACAACUUUGAGGUGCACUUGAAGCUUUACAGCGUUUUUAAACCUUAUUUAAGAUUUCUUUUAUAUUACAAAUGUCUUUCAUUGUGCGUAUGUAAAUAAUGUAAGUAUGUACUGUAUAUGUAACAUAUUGCACUUUCCAAGAUAAUUACCAUAUCAGAGAUUAGCUACACACUGUUCUUGUAGGAAACUACUUUUCUUUUUCUAAGCAAUAUUCUAUGUUAUCAUAAUAUAAAACAGAUACACACCAAGAAAGGAGUUACAGGACAUAAUCAUAAAAAGGUAUUACAGGUUGUGUUGCACCAGUAUGUGCUGUAGGUCUUAAAGCACUGAAAUCAUGAUUAUCAUACCCAAGACUAUAUCAGUGUAUUAUGUAUUAUAUUACGCAGGCUCGGAAACACACACACAAUCAACAUAUUAUAAUGGUCAUCUAUUAAUGAGUAAUCUCUUUUUUGAUAGUUGUUUUUGGCUAAAAGCAGUACAAGAUGAAGCUUACAGCCACUGAGCUUUACACAGUUGUGUCAGACAUCAUAACAGCAGAACAAUAUCUUAUAUAGAUUGUGGUAGGCCCUGGGGUUAGGGGCGUGACCACUGUGACCCGGAAGGAGGAAGCACCCAGAGAACACAGACACGGGGAGUAAAUGAACUCAAAUCAUACCUUUAUUUUCUUUUAACGCCCUCCACCACACCCAGAAUAACUCAAAUAAACAUAACUCAGCCCAAAGGGGGCUCUAGAGUCCGUAGAAUUACUUAGUUGUCGGUUAAAGGUCCGUGCGGCCUCAGCUCACUCCUCCCAAGUCCAAGUCUCUCUCUCGAGUGUGAGCUGAGGCAGAGUUUUUAUGCCUGUCCCAGCUGGCGGCUUAAUCAGUCCUGAAUGCCCACCGGCUGGGACAGACAUGGCUGUGAGUUCCGGCGUGGGGCGGACCCACGGUUCCCCCGCCUCCUCACGCCACAAGAUAUUAUUAAUGACUUCACCACCAGAAAAAUCAAUAUAGCACCCAUUUGGCUCCAUUUCUAAACACCAGUAUGGUCAGAUCAGUUAAUCAGCCUUCACUCUAAAUCAGUGAAGACUGGCAUUUUGCUGAGCUUCUCAAAAACAUCAGCCUUUAUUUUUAUCCUGUGCCUGAGAGUUUAUUUAAUACAGCAGUCUUUAAAAACAGUGGUAUUUUUGAGAGGGAGGGAACAAAAUACUGUAAUAAAUGGCAUUUAUUUGCUUCUGCGAUCGACCCUGCACAGUCAAAUAUGUUUAUUCUAAAAACAUAAUAGUCUGAUAGGUUUCCCUGUGGGCUUUUCUAAUAUCUAAAGAUAUAAGAAAUGAAAACUCAGUCUUUUAGUCUUACGGUAAUCUUUUUGUUAAUGUACCGUUAAACCAAAGAAAGGCAAAAAUAAAACUUUAGAGAGCUAGCAAGCUAAGUAUUUACAACCUAUUUAAUUAUCAUUAAUAAACUCUUUUAUAAACCCUAUAUAAAGGAGCCUUAAAAUAAAGUUUUACCAGUUUGUCUUUAUGGAAACAAAUAUUUAAAUGCUGACUUUUAAAGGCAACUUUGAUUAGGACACUGCUGUAAAGGAUGUUUUUUUUAUCUCAGCAAUAAAAAAACUAUUAAAAAAAAAUAUAUAUAUAUAUACAUAAAAAUAUAAAUUAUUCUGAGUGCUAUUAUACAUUUCUGUCCUACUCCAAGCUUUACACUGCCCCAGAAUAACUCAUUCAUUUUAUUUUUUCUGUUUCUGACAUACCUUAACUCCUACAGGCUUAGUAAACUUGCCCGAGCACGAACACAAACCUAUGGCGGCAAAGUCAUAGCAAUUAGACUUUCAUAUUUCUCAGUGGAAUCUUCCAUUACCUUUAGAUCACAGUCAGAACAGGCUCUGUGGCAUCUUUCUUUAUCACUACAAAUCGAGUUGUUGAACAUAAAGGGGUUAACCCUGGUAGUGGAGGAUACAUGGUCUGUAAAGAAUGUGGCCUGGUGGUAGCUCUGUCCUCAGGAACCUACAUUCACAAAAGAAACAAAUACCUGACAUAUUUUAGGUAGCACCCUGACACCAUGACAAUGCAAAUACAUUACUGAACACAGGAAACCGUCCUCUACUGCCAUCCAUAACUGGUGGUCCUGUUACCUACUAAGUAUUAGCUUUCACUGCCACUGAUUCAGAACUGAAUGCAGUAUCAGCCACACUUAACUCAAUUUGAGGUACACAAAGACUGUACUAUGAGUGCAUCACACUCAGCUCAGACACUAAGCAAGCUUUCCUUUAGUGUUAAAUCUAGAAAGCACAUUUAGCUAACAUUAUAGAAAAUCUGGUCAGUGUAACGUUUAUUAAUUUAAUUUUCUGACCGUUUAAGGCUAAAUGCAAAAAUAGAAAAUUGGAUGUAAAAACUCAUUAUUUCAUUUUUUCAUGUAGUGCAGUGUUCAAGAAAUACAUUUUCAUAAAUUUUUCCAAUUUUAAUUUUUUUUUACAUCUCUGCCCCUCACAAUCGUAAAUUCAGAAAAAAAUAACGGCUGAAAUGAAAAACUCGAUGAUUGGAAAAUUUGGUAAAAAAAAACAAUUUCUCCUUUAUUUCGAAUUUAGCUUGAUACAGUCAAAAAAUUAAACUGCUAAACGUUACACUGACCAAAAAGUACCAGUAUUUUAUUGACAAUUUCUGAAAACUAAAAGUUCAUUUAUAGAAUUGUGGCAAAGGAUUUCUUCCAUGAUUCCUUUUUGCAUUUAUUUUUUUACAGUGCCACAUGUAUUUUUUCACUUAUAACCUGUACCUGUGAGACAUAUAUAUAUAAAAAAUAUGUUUGUGUAAAAUUACAAUGUUGCAACUUAUUAAUAAAAAAUCCUAAAUUUUUAAUGUAUUGCCUUUUGAGCAACUUUUACAGGAAGAAUCAGAAUCAGAAUUGCUGGUAUUUCCCAAGUAUGUUAAACAUGCAAAGAAUCUGACAGUGUGAGAAGCACAUAUGUAUGAACACAUUAAAAUCAGACAAGAAUUGAAGUAUAUUAAUUGAAGUAUAAUGAAUAGAAGAUGCUGAGAAGAUCAUAAAAUAAUAAAAAUUGUGUUCUUUAUUGUAGGAUAAAGUAGUGCAGGCAGAUUGCUGUAGAUAAAUAUUAGAAUUCAAACAUUGAAAAAACUACCUGGGAAAAACUUGUAAUAAAUUAUAUUUUAUUUAAUUAUUUAUCAUUUUAAUUGGUACCACUUCAAAAUAAGGCUCCUUUAUAAAGGGUUUAUAAAUAGUUUACAAAGGUAAGGUAAUAAACCAUUAAUAAGCAGUUACAACACAUUAAUAGGAAAGGCAACAGUGGUCUGUCAUGUACCAAAUAGUAAAUCCACGUUCAUUUAUACUGUUAAAUCUCAGAUCUUACUAGAUGCUUAUCUUACUUUGUAUUUUCCAUCAGUCAGCAAUAACAUUUCUGUUAAUAACUUUUUUUCACUUAGCUAUAAUAACAUAUUAAAUGACUAAACUGACUUUCUAUAUUAGUUUAUUACAUAUGUUAAAAAGGUUUUUUUCUAUUUAUGUGUUGUAAGUGCUUAAUAAUAUUUACAACUUAAUUUAUAAGCAUUAAUAAACUCCUUUAUAAAGGAGCCAUAUUUUAAAUGGGUAUCUUUUAAUCUUAAUUUAUUUAUUGCAUCUGCUUGUAGCCCUAAAAUUAAC